This is a messenger RNA of Aspergillus tanneri, 510 nucleotides long. RefSeq lists its product as uncharacterized. The transcript has a single exon. Bases 1 to 510 code for a protein of 169 amino acids. NCBI's taxonomy places the organism in Eukaryota, Fungi, Ascomycota, Eurotiomycetes, Eurotiales, Aspergillaceae. The record is from RefSeq and is a predicted model, not a curated record.
AUGGAUCAACAGCGCUCAAACAGGGAAUGUUUGAGGGGAAGAAAAGAGAAGCCAUUGACGAUUCUAGACUAUGAUCCGUCCCUGGGCCUGCUGCCUGCAUCAGUGGUCACCGAUAGGCGAACAAAGACGGGAGUUCCUGUUGUCCUGCAUGCAAAGCACGGCGACUGGCCCAAUCCAGAUACGAUGGACCGUCGAUCCAGAGGCGCCGCCGUGUCAACUGUCAACCGAGGGGCGGCAACAGCACGACGAUCCCCGUCGGAGGGUUUCUUCCAUCCUUCCUAUCAUGAAUAUCAUCGCCGUCGCCAUCCCGUGUGUGUGUGCCGAUCAGUUUCUCGGCGUCGAAACGCUGUGGAAGAGUCAGAAAUGCUCCGUCGGACAUUGCUAGGAGAAACCCGAGAUAACGGCGACGAUCCUCGAUCGGAGUCGUUAUUCAGACUCCAAUCAGCAGGCUUGGACGGGGCCAUCUGGGUCAGGGCGGUUCUUGUUCUACGCCAAUCUGGACUGCGCUGA